UAGUUAAAUAAUUGGUUAACAUUAAAGUAAACAUUGGCUUUCCACCAUUUUCAUUUAAGCCUUGGAAGUGUAGAGAAUUAGUAACAUCUAAAAGCUAUCAUGAAAAUACAAAUUAAACCAGAAAAGAAAUCAUUUUUACGAAGACUUCAGGAGUUCUUCAUCUUUAUUCUUCUGAUACCCGUCUCAACAGCCUCUGCCUUAGGGGAUUUUAAGUUUAAAAUCUUCUCAUGUCGGGUCCUUUUGGGGUUUAUUAUAUGGGCCCUGGGACCACUUGUUUGUUUCCUGGUCUCAGUCUUACCUAAGCUGUCUAAACUGUGGAAUAACAGUAAGUUGACAGCUGUUUAUUUAACAAUCUCUAUAGCAACAGAAUACACUGAGGUACUCCUAGUCAUCUUUUUACCUUUUUGCUCUGCUAAACUUCUUCAACACUGUAACCAAUUUACUCAAGACAAACUAAAGUUUCCAGCUAAUAAAGUUUCAUUGGGUUCCCUUUUUCUGCUGCUUGUUUAUCCAAUCAUCAAGUUACUAAUAGACCAAGAAUUUGAAACCUUGGGCCUUGUAGCUCAUUUUGUGUACUUAAUGGUCUCAAUGAUGGAUACUAUGGUUUCAAUUUUCCUUAUAAAUAUGAUGCUUAGUACCAUGGCUAGUGCCUGUAAAAAUAUCAGGAAUAUGGAAGAUCCUGACAUGCUGGGUGAUGAAGCUAUUCACAUAACAUCAAUGUAUCGUUCACUUAAGACUGGUUUGGGACCUUCUCUACUGUUUUUCUUCUCCUUAGGAGUUUUUCUUAUCACAGCCCUUGCAUAUCUUUCAACUGCUGGUCCUCCAGGUUAUAUGCUACACUAUGCUUUUGUCUUGGGAAAAAAUAUUUUACUUCUUGCAAAUCUCUCUUUUGCAUGUGAUGACUGUUACUCAGAGCUAUUGGCUACCAGGGACAUUAUAAGAGAUGCUAUGGACCACUGCAUAAAUUCUCAAUUUGAGCGAAAGUUGAACAAAGCUCUGCAGAUGAUUAAUGAAGAAACUGAAAUCUCAGCAAUGAGGUUCUUCCCUGUAAAUCAGUCAACUAUGGUCAGCAUUUUUAGCACUGUUCUCACCUACUACAUUAUCAUUGUCCAAUUGUAAAUGUUAUGUUUACAAUGCAAGUAUUAAUGAUAGUCCACAUCUUUAUAUGUUCUUAAACAAUAUCUAUAAGAUAAAGUUUGAUUUUUAAAAUUUGCAAUUUUUUUGUUUUAAAUAGUAAUGGUAUGAAAAUAAACUAAUUAAGGUAAACAUGUACUUAUCUAAAUCUUAGCCCUAAGUCAAGUAUUUAAUCAUUCUAUGUGAAAAUUAAUAAGAUAUAUGCUAUUAUUGCUAGUUCAAAGGAUUAUACAAAUUAUACAGAUGUACAGGAUUUUGGGACAAUGAGAUUUUCUGGAAAGGGCUUUUCAGACUUAGGCACUAUGCAAUAAGCAAAUUUAUGAAGCUUUAAAUCUAUAUGUUUAUGACUAAUUUCACUUCAGUGUUUUACUACUACAGGUUCAUUAUAAUUAUAAUUAAAUUUUGGAAUGUACUUUAAUUGACUCAAUAAAACAUUUAAAAUUU
Eurytemora carolleeae is the source of this 1578-nucleotide messenger RNA. RefSeq lists its product as uncharacterized. The record is from RefSeq and is a predicted model, not a curated record. Bases 100 to 1119 code for a protein of 339 amino acids. Gene Ontology annotation, cellular component: membrane. Lineage: Eukaryota; Metazoa; Arthropoda; Copepoda; Calanoida; Temoridae. Gene Ontology annotation, biological process: sensory perception of taste. The transcript is spliced from 3 exons.